AUGCCAGAUCCAGCCCAGAAUCCAGUUGAAGCGACAGAUCCAUUGCCUGAUCUCAAAAAGAAACGCACAGUUUGCCGUGCUCAACUUACGAAGAUCUUCAAAAAGGCAGAAGCAGAAAUCGGACAAUAUGACGCUGAGGUUGACAAAACUAAAGCCUAUGCCACGCUUCGAGCAACAUACAAACUUGUUCAAGAUAGAUAUGCAAGACUCAUCGCUACUGAUGAACAAAUUUUCAACGCAACUCAAGACCCCGAUCUGAGCAGCGACAUAGAAGAGACAGACGACUAUGAGAUUCAGAUCUCCGAGAGAAAAGAACUAAUCGGACAAUUUCUCGAGUCACGCGACCCCUCUACACUGAAAAAAGCUGCGAAUGCCUCGUUUAUCGCCGGAAAGCAAAUCUCCGCGCAAUCAUCCGCUCAACGAAGAGCCGUUCAACUACCGAAACUCGAAUUACAGACAUUUGCGGGAGAUACACUAAAAUGGGUUAGUUUCAAUGAUACAUUCAAUGCUGCCAUACAUAACGAUGGAACACUUGACAAUAUCCAGAAGUUCACCUAUCUGCGAAGCCUUCUGACAGGUGAAGCCGCACGCACAAUUGAAGGACUUGAUCUUACUGAUGCCAACUACGCUAGCGCUUUGACAUUACUCAGGGAAAGGUAUGGACAGAAACAAGUCAUAAUCAGUGCCCACAUGAAAUCACUGUGGGAACUACCAACGCCGACGGAAGAUGCCACAAGUCUCCGUCACUUCUACGACUCGCUCGAAUCCCAUGUUCGCGGUCUACAUGCACUGGGUGAAGACGAGAACUCAUACGGAAAACUUCUUGUACCCAUGAUUCUAGAAAAACUGCCGACUGAAAUACAACGUCUACUAGCAAGGGCACGUGGAGAUGUCGCUUGGAACCUACCCGAUCUCCGAAAAGCCAUACUCACCGAAAUUAAGAUAAGUCAGGUUGGUAACAAUAGCAUUUUAACAAAUCAACCCACGAUUACUGCUACCUUUCACACUACGACGCGAGGGCAGAAAUCAGCUCGUCCGAAACGCCUUUGCGCCUACUGCAAAGGAUCGCAUUCGCCUUCCGAAUGUACGGUUGUUACAGACGCGAAGCGCCGUUUGGAGAUCGUACGCCGAGACAAACUGUGUUAUAAUUGUUUAGCUAAGCAUCUCGUUGGAAACUGUGCAUCGAAACACGCCUGCAGACACUGUCAACGUAAGCAUCACUCAUCGCUUCACAUUCAUGGAUAUAACGGCAGUAACCCAAGAAAUAAUAGCAGCGCCACAAAUGGAUCUAAUCCCAGUGGGGAUACUCGUCACAAUUCUGGAUUACCUGCAGAUUCGGCCACUGGAUAUAAUACACCGGUUUAUACGGCCAAUAAUGGAAAUCCUACUAGCAUACCUACAAAUGGAUCUAAUACAAAUGGAAAUAAUACUCGUGUACAUUUUACUUCAACCCUGAACUUUGCGCCAAAAGAGCCGGUCCUACUCAAAACUGCUAAAAUACCCGUUUCUGUCAAUAAUGGAACUAUUGUCUCCGCUACUGUACUAUUUGACGAGGGAGCUAAUCGCACAUUUGUUACUGGAAGUUUCGCCGACAAAAUACACGCUACGCGUUCCGAAAGCAUUGAUCUUGCUUCAUUUGGAAACAAACAUACACGCAUACGCUCAAUGAAAAAGGGGACAUUCGAUCUGCAUACCAUUUCCGGCAACAAAGCGGAAAUUGACGCAUUGCUCAUACCAGAGAUAUCGACUUUGAUGUCCAAUCACGUCGAUUACGAACUAUUGACACUUCCAUAUCUGAAAGGGCUACGCCUAGCUCACCCGGUUUCUAAUGACACUUGUUACAACAUCGACAUUUUAAUCGGUGCCGACUACUACUGGAAUUUCGUCGGAGACGAAGUUAUACGUGGUAAAGGCCCUACAGCCGUGUCAUCUUCUUUCGGUUACUUGUUAUCUGGUCCUAAACAUAAUGGGAAAUCUACCGCUGCUGCUAAUGUGCUACACGUAAUGACUGACACUUACAAAACUGACAUUGCUAUCACUUCAUACUGGGACCUUGAGUCCAUCGGCAUCAAAGAUGAUAUAUGCUCCGAUAACACGCCUACAAAGGAAACCGAAUUUAAGUCGUAUCGCGAUACUCACCUGCGCCGAGAGGACAAUCAUUUUGUUGCUAAGUUACCAUGGAAAUCAGACCACGCUCCACUACCUACGAACUACAACGUUUCGAAUUCGCGAACGCGAUCCAUGAUUCGCCGUCCACCACCAAAUGUUGUUGACAUUUACGAUAGAAUAAUUACCGAUCAAGAAAAACAAGGCUUCAUUGAGGUCGUUAAGAACGAUAACAGUGCAUGUGGUCAUUACUUGCCACAUCGAUCCGUCAAAAAAGAUUCCGAGACCACGCCAAUUCGUAUUGUAUACGAUUGUAGUUGUAAGAAGAACGCUGAUUCCCCUAGCCUAAAUGAUUGCCUAAUGACCGGGCCUCCAUUACUCAACGACCUCACCUCGAUAGUACUACGAUUUCGCGCAAAUUCUAUCGCAUUGACAAGUGACAUUGAAAAAUCUUUUCUCCAAAUACGUCUUGAACCUAAUGAACGAAAGUUUACAAAGUUCUUGUGGCGUUCUAAUCCACGAGAUAUCGAGAGCGAAUUCGUCACUUACCGAUUCAAAUCGGUUUUAUUCGGCGCUGUGUGUUCGUCUUUCAUUUUGAAUGCCGUAGUCAAAACGCAGAUGGAAGCAAAUUCGGACAUUCCAACCUAUUCCGAUUUGAAACAGAACAUAUAUGUAGAUGACGUCAUAACCGGCA
Saccoglossus kowalevskii is the source of this 2800-nucleotide messenger RNA. RefSeq lists its product as uncharacterized. Lineage: Eukaryota; Metazoa; Hemichordata; Enteropneusta; Harrimaniidae. Gene Ontology annotation, molecular function: nucleic acid binding. The record is from RefSeq and is a predicted model, not a curated record. Gene Ontology annotation, biological process: DNA integration.